CAGUGAGGCAUGCUAACUAUCCACUUCUUGGUAUCAUUAUAUCAUCAUCUCACUUACUCAUUGCAUUCGUAAUGGUAAUGCUUUAACAUUUAACAGCAGUAUGGUAAUUGGAAAUUAUUGGGUUAAACAGAAUCCGGCAGCAGGGAUAAUAAACCUUCAAGAAAUACCAGCACCACCAUCAUCGCUGCAUCGCGUUUUGUUUGUUGCAAACAAUAAUGACGUGAAGGAAUAGUGCUUCGAGGAAGAUUCGUCAAGAUUUUGGAGUCUUCGUAGUCCAGUCUUCAAAAAAUAGCGAUAUUGAACAGAGUGCAGUUUCCUUCAAGCCGUGUUACUGAUCGAGUUUGUUCAUCUUAUUUAAUAAUUAAUUAAGCAAGUCAAGUUAAAAUAAUGAAUAUUCGAUAACCAAUUUCUAUUGUGAAAUACAAGUAUUAAGCACGAUAGCAAGUGUCUAAAAUCUACAGUUUUCUGUAACAAAUGCACCUCGUCUCAAAACUGUGAGCAAUAUGAGACUGCCCCAAACUUCUACCCCAGGAAUCGUUCUCUUGCUCGUCUCACUUUCCCAGAUCCACGGACAAAUCGCGUUCGAUGGACUUCAGACGAUAGUGAUUCAAUUUGACGAUGCCGUAACAACAAACGCGCCUGCUUGCAGCACCCCGGACGGUAGGCAAGGUUUCUGCAAACCUCUCGCUCAAUGUGCCAUCUUCUACGCGGAAAUCCCCACUUUGCUGGAAAGACCCUGUGAAACUAAGGCUGGUCAAAAAGGCGUUUGUUGUCCUAUCGACAACGCCCAACAAGUGGUUGGACCUCGGCAAAAACCGCAGGGCACGGGCGUGGGUGCCAACGGAGUUCUCACGGCACCCCCGCCCCCUCAAGUCGUCAUUCCUCGAUUGAGUAGGAAGGAACUGGAGAAUAUUGCGGAGCGGAGUGUCGCAAAGUUUCAAGAACGGGUGGAACGUAUUUCAGAUUUGUUAUUUAACAAGAGAGUGACGAUUCCGAAAGGGUCUCCAGCAGCAGCGCAUCAAAAGUUUUUUGAGACAACGAACCAAGUUUUGGACAAGGGGAACGACGCCCAGCUGAACAUUGAAGCUUCACAAAACAUCGUAAACGACCUGAACCUAUCUCCGGAACAAGGGACAUUUGGUCUGCCUCAGAUAACCGUUCGUGGAACAAAGGUUGAGAGUACUUGCCCCCCAGUGUCACGAUGCAACCCAAACUUUCCUUACCGUACAAUGGAUGGAAGUUGCAACAAUAAGCAGAAUCCUGAUUGGGGUAAAAGUCAGACCGCAUUUCAAAGAAUCCUCCCACCCAAAUAUGGAGACGGGAUCAACAGUCCAAGGGCUCAAGCAAAUCGUCAACCACUCCCGUCAGCAAGGACGAUAAGUGAUCGUUUCAUUACGGAUGAGAACAGACCGUACAACAAUCUGACGCUGAUGGUAAUGCAGUGGGGUCAAUUUUUAGACCAUGACCUCACCCACACGCCAAUUGUCAAAGGGAAUAAUUCAGUAGGAAUCUCUUGCUGUCAAAAUGGACAACCUCUCCCAGAAAACUUACGACACCCAGAUUGUUUCCCGAUUGAGAUCUCAUCAGAAGACUCAUUCUAUCGUCGGUUCACGCAGCGUUGCAUGGAAUUUGUUAGAUCCUUGCCAGCUCCUCGAAGAGAGUGCAAUUUUGGUCCCAGGGAACAAAUGAAUCAAAUCACGGCGUAUAUUGACGGCUCAAAUGUUUAUGGAUCUUCUGACAACAGGGCACGAUCCCUCCGAGAAGGGGUCGGAGGCCGUCUUCUCGUUCAAACUAAUCAACGCACCGAACUUCUCCCUGCAAAUUCAAACGAGUGUUCGAACGCGGCUCAGGACCGAUUCUGCUUCAGAGCUGGAGAUCUUCGAGUUAAUGAACAAGUCGAACUUGCCCUCAUGCACACGAUUUGGCUUCGCGAGCACAACCGCAUCGCUCGAAUCCUUCAGGGUCUCAAUCCCACGUGGAGCGAUGAAAUCCUGUAUCAAGAAACGCGACGCAUCGUAAUUGCAGAGUUGGAGCAUAUCACGUACAAUGAAUUCCUCCCACUAAUUCUUGGACCCGAUUACAUGCGAACCUUUGAGAUGCAACCGAGGCAAAAGGGCUACACUCGAUUGUACAAUGAGGAAAUCGAUGCCAGUAUCACGAAUGCAUUUUCAACGGCUGCCUACCGAUUUGGACACUCUAUGGUUCAAGGGAUCAUUCAAACGUUUUCGAAAUUUGGUUCUUCUCGUACGAUGCCAUUCGCGAAAACCCAAUUUCAGCCUUUUCAACUUUACGAUUCUCUGGAUGACCUAGUUCGUGGCCUGACUAACCAAGAGUCUCAGAGAAUGGACCACUUUGUCUCAGAAGCUAUUACGAACCAUUUGUUCGAAGGGUCAUCUGGGUUUGGAUUGGAUCUCAUGGCUUUGAAUAUUCAACGGGGCAGGGACCACGGGCUUCCGUCCUACAAUGAUUGGAGAGAAGUUUGCAGUCUUAAAAAAAUUGGGUCGUGGCAGGAACUCGUUGGCGUAAUGGAUGAUUCGGCAGUCCGGAUUCUGAGCCAGUUGUAUCCAAGUGUGGACGAAAUUGAUUUAUUCGUGGGAGGAAUAGGAGAGCGACCCCAAUCUGGAGCUGUGCUGGGCCCCACCUUCGUCUGUAUUGUGGGUGAUCAAUUUUCGAGGUUGAGGAGAGGAGAUCGAUUCUUUUAUGAAGAAGUGAGUUCCAGGUUCACGGAAGCCCAACUGGACCAGAUACGGAAAGUGAGCUUGGCCAGAAUCAUUUGCGACAACUCGGACGAUAUUUCCGUUAUACAACCACUCGUUUUUCAACAAGCUUCUUUCUUGAACCAAAGACAACCAUGUAAUACGGAAGUCAUCCCAAAAUUGGAUCUAAAAUUUUGGACGGAGAAACGAAGAGAAAGCACUCCCACUCAAGGACCACCACCACAACAAAAUCAAAAUUUUAACCAAAAUCGACCUAAUCAGAGCUUUAACAAUCAGAAUCAAAACCAAAACUUUAAUCAGAAUCAGAAUUUUAAUCAGAAUCAGAAUUUUAAUCAAAAUCAGAAUUUUAAUCAGAACCAAAAUUUUAAUCAAAAUCAAAACUUUAAUCAAAAUCGGCCAAACCAAAAUUUUAAUCAGAAUCAAAACCAGAAUUUUAACUCCAAUCAAUCCCCCAACAGAAAUCCGUUCCAAAAUCAAGGCCAAAAUUUCCAAAGUAGUAAUUUCCAACAAGGUGGCAAUAGGCAAAAUUUUGGGGGAGGAGGAAACUUUAAUCGUGGAUAAAUCUUAGUAAAUCUUUAGCUAGAAAUAAUAUUUACUUACUGCACAUAAUCAUAAGGUGUUUGUUAAUCCUGUUGUUUUCUGCCUGUUAAAAUAAUCGAAUUUCUUAAUACCGGUGACUAAGUAAAUAUACUCAGAGUAUGGAAACUGUA
Molecule: messenger RNA, 3427 nt
Organism: Folsomia candida
Lineage: Eukaryota; Metazoa; Arthropoda; Collembola; Entomobryomorpha; Isotomidae
Product: peroxidase
Exons: 23
Coding region: 504-3278 (924 amino acids)
Biological process (GO): response to oxidative stress
Molecular function (GO): heme binding; peroxidase activity
Source: RefSeq, a predicted model, not a curated record